Symbiodinium sp. CCMP2592 is the source of this 3693-nucleotide messenger RNA. NCBI's taxonomy places the organism in Eukaryota, Dinophyceae, Suessiales, Symbiodiniaceae. The record is from the annotation of a GenBank genome assembly.
AUGAGAAAGGGGCUGGACCAAGCGCUGCGUGGGCUCGACAUUCCUCGAUACAACAUAAGCAUAGAGCACAGCAGUGGCAGGACGAAAGAUGCUUGGUUGAGUGUGGUCCCAUGGCGGUCAGCCACCGGCAGCAUCGUGGGGGCAGUUGGAAGCUUCCAAGAUGCAGAGGAAGUGGACCGGAGACUGGGGGAGGCAGACUGGAUUCGAGCUGCCGUGGCAGAGCAACUGGACCGAGCCAAUGCGGCGAUUUUCUCGAUCGACUCCAAUCUGUGCAUCACCGAAUGGAAUUAUGCUUUGGAAGACCGAAGCGGCAAGGAGAAGGAGAGCGUUGCUGGGGCAAAGUUACCGGAUCUACUUGAGACAGAUUCGCGAAGCCGAGCAGAAGCCGCUGCCAAAACAGCCCUCGCCGGCGAGUUGGGCUCAACUGUACAGAUAUCUCUGAUGCCUGGGAUGGACAUGGUGGUGGGAUUUUCCCCACAAUUCAGCUUCGCUGGCAAGGUCAUUGGUGCCCUGGCAGUUGGUCAGCUGCUGCCAUCUGGAGGUGUCACACGGUCGCCACAGGAACCUGGGACGUCCCACGCGAUGAAGGCAAUGAUUCUUCACGAGCUUCGCUCUCCUUUGCAUGGCAUCCUGGGUCUGGCAACCACGCUGUCACAGGACACUGGCCCUUUGCAGAAACCGCUUGGCAUGAUUGGUUUGAGCGCAGAGCGAGUGCUGAACUUGGUCACGAACAUCAUUGAUUAUUGGAACUUCUGCGACGAAGGAAAGAGAACUUCCGAGAGCAAAGAUGAGGUUGUGGAUUUGCUUGUGCUUGCCAAAGAGUGCAUCUCCAAGUGUGAAGCCUUCAAGGACAAGAAAGGCAAGCCGCUCAAGAAGGACCAGGUGCAAUUCACGCAGAAUUUGCAAAGUGUGACUAUCUCCGGCGAUGCCUACCAGCUUUCGCAGAUGAUGAUCCACAUCCUCAUGAAUGCUUUCAAGUUCUCUUCAGAGGGAGAGGUGACCUUCACCGUGGAGAAAAACAAGGAGACCAAUUCCGCUGUAAUAACUGUUACGGACACAGGUGCUGGCAUAAAGCCUGAGACAAGGGACAGUAUGUUUCGCGCAUUUGCACAGGAAGACUUGACCGAGAGCCGAAAACAUGACGGUCUUGGCGUUGGGCUGGCCUUGGUGCGGGAAGUAGUGCGGAUACACCAGGGACGAUGCACCCUUGAGCCAAUGCCGGGGAAGGGCACAUCGGUGCAGGUGGUUCUUCCUUGCAGUCCAUUUCCCGACAACACGCCUGCUAGCGCUACUCAGGCCUUGCUGGAGCCCAUGAAGGUGCCACUUCCCGGCACGAAGCCUCGUGGACCUCCUUCAUCCUGGCUUGGCCCAAGCACGCAGAUUGGCAUGCAAAUCAAUGCAAGGCCGUCGCCACCGAUGGAGGGAGGCACGCAAACUGCCUCAUCACUGCCAGCUUUGAAGGAUGGGCUGUCACCACCCAUCAACUUUCAGGAGGAGGAAGAGGACGGCCAAAAUCUUAUCAUGUCUGUUGACGACGACUUCGUCAAUCAAGAGGUCAUGCGAUCCAUCUUGGAGCCCAGCGGAUUCCAGGUGAUUGCUUGCAUGAGUGGUUCUGAAUGCCUUCAAUACUUCGAUGAAGACAAUCCGCGUCCCCGGCUGCUCCUGUUGGAUCUGAUGAUGCCGGGAUUGAGUGGUUUUGACGUGCUUCAAGCGCUACGUGACAAAUUUCAAUUCGGCGAGCUUCCUGUUGUGAUGGUGUCUGCCAAGAACCAAUCAAGUUCUGUGGUAAAGGGAUACGACUUGGGCUGCGCGGACUGGAUCCACAAACCAUUUUGCAGACAGGAGCUGAUUGCCAGAGUCAAGUCGCACCUGAAGAUACGUGAUACACUUCUAGGUUACAGGAGGAGAUGGGCACAAGUGCCAUCCCAGGAGAACGUUUGCAACAUCACUGAGGACCACGAGGAUGACACACCACGAUCCGAAGGGGAGAAGAGAACAGCGGAGGAGGAGGCGGCCCAAGAAGAGACAACUACCACGCGACGAGGCCCUGUGAACUCGACGGCGCUUUUUGCAAACGUUGUCAAGAAGCUCACAUCGCCUGGGGAUCAAGACGAGGCAGCCGGGGAUGAUGAGCUAGUUAUGGUCUUCGAGCAGUUCGAGAAAGCUAGAGCAGCGCUCUCGAUCCAGCACAGCGAAACUGGGCAUAGCUGCUAUGUGGCGAUCUCGACAGGGGAGGAUUUGGGCCAACCUGAUGCAAUGGUCAAGUUGGCGCAGCAGAUGAUGGACAUUGCAUGCCAGGCAACUCUUCCAAUGUGCAUUGGCGUCCACUCAGACACGACUAUUCCGGUCAUUGCGCGCAGCACCUCCAAGCGUGCUGGACAUGCGGACGUGUUUUUCAGUUCCACGGUUCAGGAAGUUCCGGGACUCAACAGCUCAGCAUCUGGCGCACCUCAGCGAGACCAGCUUGGGACAGUAAUUUGUGCCGAGGCCAAAGCUCUUUGCGAUGAGGCUGCUGACAACAGGAUCCUCGUGUCCCGUGGUGCCAGAUGUCGACUUAGUGCAGAUGUGGAGGCCGAAAUGCAAAAGUUUGGCUUGCGGCUGCUAGACGGUGGACAGCACACCUUCAGAGACAAGUUCUAUUACUUUGCCGACAAGACUGAGGUUCCUGGUCGGGCGUCUUCCCCACUGCGAGCGCAGCGAGCGCUGGUGGGACAAGAGGACCAUCGCAAAGAGGAGGAGAAGGCGAAGGCGGCGAAGGAGACAGUGCAGAUACCGGAUCGGACGGUUUCGCAGCUUCAGGAGGAGCUUAUGCGGACAAGAGUCGGCAUGCAGCAGAUGCAAGCCAAGCUGCUCGUGGCCGAAGAGCAGGCACGACAGGCCAGACUCGAAUCUGGAUCGCUGAGACAGCAGCUUCAGCAGGCAGAAGUUCAAGCGGCACAAGCGGGCCAAGCGGGACCUGCCGUCCGAGAUCAGGCGUUCAAACUCUUCACCGGCAUCAGUGCUGUUUCUGCAGUGGCAGAAUGCCCAUCUGCAAGCCGAAAUCCGUCAGUACCAGCAGGCCUUGACGAACACCCGGUCCGAGCUGCAGUCUUGGCCGCGCAGCUGAUGGAGUCCAAGCACCAGCUGCUUCAGGCCCGAGUCGAGCACCUCGAGCUGGACCUGGGCUUCAAGGCCAGGGUCGCCUCGAAAGGCAGAAGCGGCGGAACCGCGAGUCAGAAGUCUGUGAGUUUGUCUCAGCUGCGUACUGGCGUGCUCGCUCCUCCAACAUGGCGCAUGUUAGACAAUGCUGCUCUCCGUAACGAGGCACUCUACGGAACCAUGGGGCCGCUCGGAUCACAGUACAAGCCGAACGCGAAAGCAUCAACUUGGUUUCUGCAUCUCGGUUUGAGGCUGGCAUCACUGCCGAAGGACUUCAACUUCCCCGGCUUGGGCUCUCCGUCUGGGCUCGGCUCAGCAUUCGAGGGCAUGCCACGCAGACCAGUGCCGUCGGACGCUGGCGAAGGCGUUCCUCUUGUGCCCGAAGGACAAUCGAUGCCGCCUCUGAGCGGGCUCUCUGGCCUGGUGGGCGACGGCAUUGCUGGCCUUCCCACAGGAGGGGCUGGGCGGCUCGAGAACUCUGUCCAAAGUCUUCAUCAAAGUGCAGGAACUAUCGGCACGACGUUGGGUGUUUCCCUUCCGGAGUCGAUGCCAUGA